Gossypium raimondii (Peruvian cotton) is the source of this 1166-nucleotide messenger RNA. RefSeq names its product U11/U12 small nuclear ribonucleoprotein 31 kDa protein. The record is from RefSeq and is a predicted model, not a curated record. Gene Ontology annotation, molecular function: zinc ion binding; RNA binding. NCBI's taxonomy places the organism in Eukaryota, Viridiplantae, Streptophyta, Magnoliopsida, Malvales, Malvaceae. The transcript has a single exon. Gene Ontology annotation, biological process: mRNA splicing, via spliceosome. Bases 30 to 797 code for a protein of 255 amino acids. Gene Ontology annotation, cellular component: U12-type spliceosomal complex.
UGCCCUUUAGAAUUUCCAAAUUAAAGAAAAUGAAAAGAAAAUCCACCAAAAACAGCGAUAGUGACGAAGACGAAACCUUUUAUUUCCGCUACUCCUCCGCCGUCGCCCCACCCUCGUCCUCCUCCUCUAAUCCCAAUCUAGCCACCUCCAAAUCCACCGGCGGUGGCGGCGGGUCCGGCGGUCUAGCCCCAUCGAAAUCAACCCUUUACGUCUCCAACCUCGACUACUCCCUCACAAACUCCGACCUCCACACUCUCUUCUCCACCUUCGGCAAAAUCGCCCGCGUAACAGUCCUCAAAGACCGCGCCACAAGGAAUUCAAAGGGGGUCGCCUUCGUCCAGUUUGUUUCCCGCGAGGACGCGCUAUCCGCGGCGAGUGUUAUGCACGGGAAAAUACUCAACGGCAGAACCCUCAGCGCUUCCAUCGCCGUCGAUAAUGGACGAGCCCCGGAGUUUAUUAAGAAAAGGGUUUAUAAGGAUAAGUCUAGAUGUUAUGAAUGUGGGGCUGGUGGGCAUUUAUCUUAUGAGUGUCCAAAGAAUCAGUUGGGGCCAAGGGAGAGACCGGUGCCAAAGAAAGGGCGGAGAGGUGGCGGCGGUGGAGAGAAGAGGGAGGAUGGUGGGGAUUGGGGAGAGGAAGAAUCAGAGGGUGGAGAGGGGUUUGAAGAGGAGAAUUGGGCGUCAGUGGUGGAUGGGGCGGCGGAGGAGAGGUUGAGGAAAUCGGAGAUGGCGGAGGAAAAGAAGAAGAAGAUGACAAGAAAAGCCAGUUAUUUUAGUGACGAGAGUGAUGAGGAAGAAUGAUUCAAUGGUGGAAAUGGAGAAAAGGGGGUUGCUUUUUCACACCCAAAUUUAACCUGGAAUCAUUUGAAAUUUGAGGUACAUUAUACUAUUGUUAUGACUUUAAGCUUGAAUAGAUUGUAACAGUUCUUGCACUUGUGUAUUAUUGUAUCAUUAGUGUGGGAUAUUUGCUUAAUUUUUUCGGAUGAGUGAUUAGGAAGGGUGAUUUGGGGAGGGAGAUGUUGUUGCUUUGUUGGGGUAAAAUCUGAUGUUAGAUAAAUUUGAGUUUGAGACAUGCAUUUAGUGUUAGAUUAUCUGAUUAUAUUAAGUAAGAUUCGAGCUCGAAUUUGAUUGUGAUAAUGAUGGUGGCGAAUGAAAAUAUGGUUGUGAUUA